Messenger RNA from Olea europaea var. sylvestris, 909 nucleotides. RefSeq lists its product as uncharacterized. The transcript has 2 exons. Gene Ontology annotation, molecular function: zinc ion binding. NCBI's taxonomy places the organism in Eukaryota, Viridiplantae, Streptophyta, Magnoliopsida, Lamiales, Oleaceae. Bases 1 to 909 code for a protein of 302 amino acids. The record is from RefSeq and is a predicted model, not a curated record.
AUGUGGUUUAUGUCGAACUUGAAAGAGUUUAUAGGAGACUCGGCUGAAUUGGUUUUUGUUUCCGAUAGGAAAAAUAGUAUUUUUAAUGCCAUUGCUAACAUAUUUUUUCUGUCUCAGCAUAGGUACUGUAUUUGGCAUCUGGAGAAGAACUUAAUCCAGCGGUACAACAACGCAAGUGCAAUAUUUCUAUUCAAACGAGUUGCAAAAACUUCUCGGGUCGAAAAGUUUGAAAGACUUAUGGGACAGAUCCAUAGGGUAAGUGAACGCGCGUACGGGUACUUGGAGCGAGCUGGUUCGUUGCCGAUCACAUGCUUGGUCGAACACAUUCGGCAAACUAUGCAGAAGUGGUUCUACGAACGUCGAACCAAUGCAACCGCAUGUAGUGCCUUGUUGUCAUCGAGGAUGGAAAGCGAGUUACGGACAACGUUCGAAGCAGGUGCAACGCUUCGAGCUCAAGGCCUGACAGAGAACUUGACACAAGUUAGACUAUCCAAUGACACGGAUAUCGUGGACUUCUCCGAUAACACGUGCAUUUGUCGUGAGUUUCAACUUAAUCAUAUGCCAUGCAUUCAUGCAAGUCGCGCUGCCUGCUUGCGAGGUAAGUCAUUGUACGAUUUAUGCUCACCGUAUUACACAUCGGAUUACUGGAGGGGUGCCUACAGCGAAGCAAUCUAUCCUCUUACGCGUGAAGUGGACUGGAUUGUCCCGAACGAAAUCUCAGGUACUCCUAUUCUGCCACCGAGUGUACAUCGUCCUCUAGGUAGACCACCCACAAGACAUCAUCGAUCCAGACAAGAGUCCACCACACGACUGAGGAAAUGCACUCACUGUGGUAGAGUCGGUCAUAAUCGGACCACAUGUUCAAACCCCAUUGUACCACGGCCCAUUCAAAUAGGCUCUUCUCUGUGA